Molecule: messenger RNA, 2115 nt
Organism: Durusdinium trenchii
Lineage: Eukaryota; Dinophyceae; Suessiales; Symbiodiniaceae
Source: the annotation of a GenBank genome assembly
GUCUGAUGAACCAUCAGAUUUCACAGGUCCGGGAGGACAUCCGAUCCCUUCGGGUCUCCAUCUCGGAUCUCUCCAGAACCAAGGCAGGCCGAGGACCUCGGCUUCGAGUGGUCGAAAAACCCGCCGGUGGUUGGUUGGAGGAGGUCAGAAGCCAUGGUUGUUGAGUGGUCAGGGAAUCGAAGCGGUCCUUUUGAUGUCCAACCAGGAGGCUUGAUCGUGUCAUGGUGUUGCUAGGGCUCAAGUUUGUGUUUGCCAGGGUCCGUCGCACACGCAAACAAACCAGUGCGAUGGAAGUCAUUGUGAUUGUGGAUCCGGUCAGCACGGGAGCUCGGAUGGCAGAAGUUGCAUCGUCUCGUGGUUUUCGGGUGGUCUCUCUGUGGAGUAAAGAAUGCACACCACAGAUUCGGGGAGCCCUGGCAGGGAUUCGUGAUGGCUACGAAGCAGUGGAAGAGCAAGCUUCCAUUGCAGCGACCGUCGAGGCCAUCCAAGAUCAGCUGCGUCGCACUAGCAGCUCUGCCACAGUGAGCGCUUGCAUCCCCGGAAUGGAAACAGGGGUCAAGUUAGCCGACCUCAUUUCUCUCCACUUGGGGCUUCUGCCCCAUGGCUCGGGGAACGCAGCCUUUGCGGGCGGCGACCGUCGGAACAAACACGUGCAGCAGAAGGCACUGGAGAAGUCUGGGCUAAGGGCGGUUCGUGAAGUGUGUGGCUCCAAGUGGCAGGAUGUGAAGGAUUUCUUGGGGGAUCUAGGGCUUCCAAUGGUGGUGAAACCAGUGCAGUCCGGUGGCACUGACGGAGUAAAGCUUUGCCAGUCACUGGAGGAAGCAGAGGAACACUUUAGUCACCUGAACGCCACGAAAAGGAGAGUGGACUCCCCUGACACUGCGAUUUUGUGUCAGGAAUUUCUUGCUGGUCAGGAGUAUGCUGUAGACCACGUCUCAAGAAACGGAGUGCACAAGACUGUGAUGACUUGGGUCUACGAGAAGAAAGCUUUGAAUGGCAGUACUUUCGUCUAUUUGGCCGCGCGACCCCUCGAGACGAAGGAGUGUCCGCCGGAGAUGAUCUCAUAUACUCGUGCAGUGCUCGAUGCAUUGCAGGUUCGCAAUGGCGCAACUCAUGCCGAGGUCAAGAUGACUCCUGAUGGUCCUUGUCUCGUAGAAGUGAACAUGCGCAUGAUGGGUGCCCACGGCGCAUUCAUUCCUUUGGCACGAUUGCUCACAGGCACCUCGCAGGUAGAUGCAACUCUUGACUCCCUGAGUCAAGAGCGUUUUGACGCACUCCCUGAUAUUCCCAGAGCCUUCGGCACUUCAGGUGUGAUGGUAUCAUUGGUGUCCUACUCCGCGGGCACAGUGACAAGCACACCGGGCUAUGAGAGGAUGAAGAAGCUGGCUACAUUUCUGGAAUUGAACUCUUCCAUUUCAUGUGGAUCUGCAGUUGCCGUGACAGUGGACGCUUUUACGAUUUCUGGCCAUUUGCUGCUGGCGGGCUCAAAUGACCAGAUCCGGGCAGAUGUUGCGGAGGUGCGACGUCUGGAGGAGGAAGGUCUUUUCUGCUUCGCUGAUGAGGCAAAAUGUUUUUCCUUUGGGGGGGGCGUAGCUGCCUAGCCUAGCGAGGGGUGCUUGAAUCUGGCAUUGGACUUGGCUCAUUAAUUCAUAUGCAUGUUCAGAGGCUCAUGCGGACAUGUGGCAUGUACAGCUCGUGCGCCGAGACCUCUUUUCCAUUGCGCUCAGUCUUAGCCGCUGCCUCUGGCUAGCUGUCAAUGCAAUCAUCUUGUUAUGUCUUGGACUUUCACCUUUCAACCCGCGCCUUCACACAAAAAAGGCGGUCGGGAAUUUGCCACUUGUGGGAACCGAGAGAUGGAAGCUGAACUGGAGACUAUAGAAGUGAACUGGAAAUUCACAAGAGAUUGAGUUCUCCUUGCCUCUUUCUCAUGUGGUACUAGAUGGGACCCCGGUCAGAGACAACUUGUGGUCUGCUCCCUUGGUCUUUCACCCUGGGAGUCCAGUGGACGAUUCUUGUGACCCUCCAAGGAACUCGCUGUAGUGGGACAGAAUCAUACAGGACACCCGGGAUCGGAUCACAUGGAACAUGGAUGGGUCCAUUUUUACUUCUUUUUUU